Chaetomium strumarium is the source of this 1831-nucleotide messenger RNA. Its product is annotated as phosphomevalonate kinase-like protein. The coding region runs from base 364 to 1821 and encodes 485 amino acids. The transcript has 2 exons. Gene Ontology annotation, biological process: isopentenyl diphosphate biosynthetic process, mevalonate pathway; ergosterol biosynthetic process. Gene Ontology annotation, cellular component: peroxisome. Lineage: Eukaryota; Fungi; Ascomycota; Sordariomycetes; Sordariales; Chaetomiaceae. The record is from RefSeq and is a predicted model, not a curated record. Gene Ontology annotation, molecular function: phosphomevalonate kinase activity; ATP binding.
UAACAUGUAGGUAUGUCGAGACCCCGCAUUUUCUAGCCCCGAGUCGGGCCUGCCCCGCAUUCCGGCCAGAGCCCGCUCCUGCUGCCAGAAACUCGGGGAAGAAUGCUUCAUAACGUUGGGCUCAACCAGAAUUAACAAUCUGGAGCGUACAAGAACGCUCAAACUGCCGCUGUCACGCAACCCCUGAAUCGGUCGUCCAAGUGUUUGCCAACAAAGUUGGCUUCUAUACCGGACCCAGGCAGGUCUUUGGGACACUCUCCGCAUUUCGGCCUGUUCAGUUUAUCUGUUGAGCCUUGACUCCUAUUUUCUGUUUACUUCCCCAACCCGCGUGUUUCCACGGCACCCACGCUACUUCGGCCAAACAUGGCGGACCGCACCGUCGUUGUGUCGGCGCCCGGAAAGGUGCUGCUCGCUGGGGGAUAUAUUGUUCUCGACCGGAAGCACACGGGUUUGGUCUUUGGCCUGAGUGCGCGCAUCCACGUGCUGGCCCAGGAGAUCCAUACCAGCGAAGGCGUCCACAUCUCCGAAAUCGUGGUGCAGAGCCCCCAGUUCCUCAAUGCCACCUGGAGAUAUGGUUACCACCUCGUCGAUGACGGCGGUGGCAUCAAGGUCACCCAGCUGCAGUCGGGUGCCCCAGUGGACUCGAACCACUUUGUCGAGACAACACUGAACUACGUGCUCAGCUACAUUGCCGCUAUAGACAAGAGCCGGCGUGCUCACGGCUUUCAGCCCGCAUCUCUUGUCAUCCUCGCGGACAAUGACUAUUAUUCUAAGCCGAAGCAGGCAGCGGAACGGCCGUCAUCCAGCUCGUCAGCAGGCGACACGCUGCUACCACCCGCCCCUGAAGAGCACCCAUCUUCAAACAGCUCCUCGUCAAUCCGGGCCGAGGAUGGGAGCCCGUCGACUAGGAAGGCUGAGAAACCACCGCGGCCACGGUUUCGCCAUUUCGGCACCACGCUUCGUGAAGCCCACAAAACCGGCCUCGGCUCCUCCGCCGCCCUCGUCACCUCGCUAGCCGCCGCUCUGCUCUCCCACUACCUCCCCCCUGCGCUCUUCGACCUCGCUACUCCCCAAGGCAAGCGUAUGCUGCACAACCUGGCCCAGGUUGCGCACUGCUCGGCGCAGGGCAAGAUCGGCAGCGGUUUCGACGUCGCCAGCGCCGUCUACGGCUCGUGCCUCUACCGCCGCUUCAGCCCUUCGCUACUUUCCGGUCUGCCGAACCCGGGCGAACCGGGGUUCGCGUCGGCUCUCGCAGAGCUGGUGAACGGAGACGGAUGGGACUGUGAGAUUCAGAAGGACAAAGUCGGCCUGCCGGCCGACGUGGCGAUCCGCAUGUGUGACGUCGACUGUGGCACGCAGACGGUGAGCAUGGUGAAGAAGGUGCAUGCGUGGCGGGACGGGAAUCCGGACCUUGCCGCCGGGGCAUACCAGGAGUUGCAGAGUAAGGUGGAUGAUCUGGCGAGGGUGUUGAGGGAAGGCAGGGCAGAGCAGAUUGGCGCCGUGAUGAGGCCGUUUAGGGGCCUUAUGCGGAAGUUGGGGCAGGAUAGCGAGGUGCCGAUUGAGCCGGAAAGCCAGGAAGCGAUGUUGGAUGCGCUGGAGGAGCUGGAUGGUGUCUACGGGAGCGUGGUACCCGGGGCGGGCGGGUAUGACGCCGCCGCGGUGGUGAUGAAAGACGAUGAGGAGACGGAGAAGAAGGUCAGGGGCUUCUUAAGGGAAUGGAGUGUGCAGCAUGAGAUACAGGUGCGGCUGAUGAAGGUGAAGGGGGAGACGGAUGGAGUGAGGACAGAAGAUGUGGGGGAAUUCAAGCUAUGGGCUCACUAGCGGGUCGUGU